AUUUCCACAGGACCUGAGCGCCGGCAGCAGAGGAGGUGGGGGGGGGCUUCCAGACUGGAUGGGCCCGGCGAUGCCUUGAUGGAGUAUGGGCCAGGUUUUAGGAUUCUCCCACUGCCAGGAAUAUGGCUCUGUAGCGUCUACACCAGACUCAACGCCUCCAUGCACCGAUGGCGGAAAUGAAGAGUCUGAGUUGUGCGAGCUGCAAACGGCCAGGGAGUGGUCGGACGAUGAGGAGGGGGAAGAUGGAGAUCCAGAUGAUGACGAGGGACUGGCUUCAUCUCCGUCCAUCUGGGGCACGCCGCGCCAGCACUCCACCGAGCUCACUUUCUCUUACAUCGCCAUUGCCGAGCCGGAGGCGGUGGGAGCCUCGCGACACCUCCGUGACCGACGCAGAGGUGGCUCUCGGGGAAGUCGCACUACUUUGAUCCGCACGGACACCCUGGAAACACUGCUGGACUCCCCCGAUGUAGAGUGGGACCCUCAUGCAUUCCUCAGUCGAGAGGAAGAACAGGAAGCCUCAGAAAGGAGAGAGCAGGAGAGAGUGGAGGCGAGUGCAGCCGUGAGGAGGGAGCAGAACAGACAAACUGAGACCAUUACAAUUCAGCCCUUUCCCCAAAAUCUGGACCCAGAAACUCAGGGGAGAGACGCAGGAGUUCAAAGAGAGGAGUCUCCGAGCAGUCUGACCCAGAUUGCCCAGAGUCCCUCUGCGUCCCUGUCUUCCCAGCAUCAGAGCCCCUUACAGAUACUUCAAGCAGCAGCCUCACCGACCCCCGAUCCAGAGUCUCCCGUCACCAGAGAAACAAUUUCAGUCACGCUGCUCACGUCUGUGCAGCCCGGAGGCCCGGCAUCAUCGUCGCCAGCUGCCAUUGGUCGAAACUCUCAGGAACAGCUGGUCAGCGAUCACUGGUUUUCAGCCCUUAACCUAUCAGAGGACCCGACAGUAUGCACUCUCAUAGCAGUGAUGGACGUGAUCUACUGGAAGGACACGGAGCGAACAGGCAUGAUCCUAACAGGGAUAGUGGUCGGCCUGCUGUCCCUGUUCCAGCUCAGCGUCAUCACUGUGGUCUCCACAGUCUCCCUGGCUGUCAUGUGCUUCACCAUCUCAGUGCGCAUCUACUACCAAGUCCUCUGCAUCCUCAACUGGGGCGAUGGAGAACAUCCCUUCAAGUCAUACUUGGACCUGGACAUCAGCUUCAGUGGAGAGGAGGCUGACCUCUAUAUGCAGAAAGCCAUCGUCAUGGCUCUGUCUGCUGUUGACUCUCUGAAGGGACUCUUUUUUGUUAGAAACCUCUUGGAGUCCAUCAAGCUGCUGGUUCUGGUGUACCUUGUGACGUACCUGGGAGAGCUGUGCAAUGGCCUUAAUCUGCUCAUCAUCAGUGUGAUCGCUCUCUUUUCUCUGCCACUUUUCUACAGACAACGUCAGGAGCAGGUGGACGGCUUUAUUGCAACAAUCCAGGCCAACAUUGACAACGUCAAGGACACUUUUCAAAGACUUGCCCAGGGUGGUGGUGGCCCUCCUGUUGACACAACACCUGGUGGCGCCAAGCCCAAAUCCCAGUAAAUACUGAUGGACAAGAACUUAAAGAAAAGCUCCCGGAGUUACAGGCUGUCACUCAGAUGUCUUACCCAGCAGUCUGUGCUCAGAGCUCCAGAGACUGGGGAAGGGAGGUUACUUAAACGGACAAUGAUGAGGAUCACGCAUGGUACUUUAUGCUCUAGCUGUAUCUAAGUUUUGGGGUUGGGGUUGGGGGUUGGGGGUUGGGGUUUAAACUUAAUCAAAGUGAAACGAAGGGGUAUGCAUCUUGGAUCAGACUCUUGCUGGUGACGUCAGAGAUGGAAAGAUUCAACGACACGGCUUGACGUAUUUGACCAUCCUUGGAAAUAUUCACUGUUUUUAAUAUGUUAAAAAUGACUCAAGAAGUGUCUUAGAUGGUCGAGAGCUGUAGUCCAAAUUAGGUAAUAUGACCAGGAAUGGAAAGUUCCCACACCGACAGCUGAGAAAAGGGAAGUCAGAUGUUAAGGUGGAAAACAGGGGUCAUCAUUAUUCAUGGCAGCAUAAAACUGGCAAUUAAAAAUGCAUGUGUCAGCACAUGUACUUUUCCUGAAUGCAUAUUCAUUCUAAUGACUGUUUCUCUGUGUGAAUGCAAGUGUGAGAGAGUGUGUGUGUGUGUGUGUGUGUGUGUGUGUGUGUGUGUGUGUGUGUGUGUGUGUGUGCGCGCGUGUAUGCACAUGUAAUUCCUGACAUACAGCUUGCUCAAAUGAAAAUGUUACAUACAAGCAAUUAAAGUCACGUUUCUUCUUUAUUUUCCAAAACUUUAUUUUUCUUCUCACCCGCACAGGCAUUCAAUUUCAGUUAUUUCUUUCUUUCCUUGUCAUGUUUUCUUAUGGUACUUCAUUGCUUACACCACUGGGAAGGUGUAACAUCAUAUUCAGAGAGAUAGAGAUGGAUUCUUCUGCUACAAGUUCAAUAAUUAAGAUGUGUCAUAAAUGGAAGGAAAUGACUUGACUGGACUUGGCUUUAGGAUCCGGUGGAUUGAUGGCUGAAAAAAUGCAAAGUUUUCAGACAGAUAUCCUCUCUGAGCUCUUAAUGUAAUCUUUUCCAGCCUCGUGAAGGAAUGUGGGAGUGAAAUACAGCAGGUGCCUUUCUAACUGCAGGUUAAAGUGCAUGAUCUGAGUCACAGUAAUUACAACUGCUCACAACAGCUUACAGCGACUCCUCCUCCCAUAACAAACCACUUCUCAUCACUUGACCAUUGCCUUCCGGAGAAUGGUGUUUUGUACAAUACUCGUGUAAUGUGCACCAUGACAAGGUAUCUUAUACAGAAUUGUAAGUAGAUUCAUUUUAGGAAUAAUAAAAUUAUUCAGGAAACUC
This is a messenger RNA of Cottoperca gobio, 2872 nucleotides long. RefSeq names its product reticulon 2a (gene rtn2a). Gene Ontology annotation, cellular component: endoplasmic reticulum membrane; postsynaptic density; neuron projection. The coding region runs from base 86 to 1561 and encodes 491 amino acids. Lineage: Eukaryota; Metazoa; Chordata; Actinopteri; Perciformes; Bovichtidae. The transcript is spliced from 10 exons. Gene Ontology annotation, biological process: endoplasmic reticulum tubular network formation; neuron differentiation; brain development. The record is from RefSeq and is a predicted model, not a curated record.